CAGCAGCUGCGCCGGACAGCAGAGCAGCCAUCAGGCACGCCGUGAUUUGCGUUUUCCUCGGCUUCCUCCUAGUCGCACCGGGUGACCAUGACAGUCGCGCACGAGCGCACAGUGAAGCGCGUCGUCAAACACCUGUUGUUGCCACUUCUGCUGCCGCUGUUGGUCGGCGCCUCGGCGCAGCACACCGGCGACCCCGCGGCGUUGGAGAAUAACUUACUGGAGGCGGGACGUGGCGUCGUGAGCGCAGUUAUGGACGCUGUGGGGCCGUGUCCCGAGUCCGGGGGCGGCAUCACCUGCCAGGGGUUGCGUCUGGUGCGGCAAGCGGCAGCCAUCGCCGACAGCGACGGUCCCGUGGAACUGGCGCGCGGCGUCAGCCUCGUCAAAGUCGGUGGUGCCACGCUGGAGGGGGCGCGUGGCGACACGGGGAUGUCUGCAGACGGCGGAGUCGCUGCGUCCGUGGCCAACUUCCUGCAGGGCCGCGAGGUCCGCAUUGAGCUAGCUCAGCUCGUCGGCAGGGAAGAAUGGGACUCCUUCGUCAACUCAUCGCUUGUGCGCUCUGGAACGCCAUUCGAGGGCCGCAAGAAGGACAAGGGCGGCGCGGGCCUGGUGCUGGCGAUGGGCGGCAUGAUGGCGAGCAUGAUGGGCGCCAUGGGCAUGGCGGGCGUGGCGCUGCUCGCCAUGAAGGCCAUCGCGCUGGCCGGCAUGGCGCUCAUCCUGGCCGCGGCCGCCGCAGUCAAGAAGAUGGGCGGCGGCGACGAGGGCGGCCACCACGUCAGCGUGGUGCCCGUCGGCCACGGCGACCACGGCGGCUACCACCACCGCCGCCGCCGCGCCGCCCCCAGCCGCGACGCUCACUACCUCGCCUACGGCGCGCAGGCUCCGGCAGGGUCCGACGCUCGCCGGUAGGCUCCCACCACGCGAAACGCACCUAACUUAUUUAUUUAUUUAUUCAUUUAACCAACUACUCACAUUAUAUAUUUAUAACUCCUCUAUUUUAAACGGAAUAAAGAAUAUUUUGCAGUAAUA
Messenger RNA from Schistocerca nitens (vagrant locust), 1026 nucleotides. RefSeq lists its product as uncharacterized. The coding region runs from base 88 to 906 and encodes 272 amino acids. The transcript has 2 exons. The record is from RefSeq and is a predicted model, not a curated record. Lineage: Eukaryota; Metazoa; Arthropoda; Insecta; Orthoptera; Acrididae.